Molecule: messenger RNA, 3719 nt
Organism: Actinia tenebrosa (Australian red waratah sea anemone)
Lineage: Eukaryota; Metazoa; Cnidaria; Anthozoa; Actiniaria; Actiniidae
Product: SWI/SNF complex subunit SMARCC2
Biological process (GO): cell projection morphogenesis
Cellular component (GO): synapse
Molecular function (GO): protein binding
Source: RefSeq, a predicted model, not a curated record
AUGGCGGUGAGAAAGAAACACGGAGGGCCAGACUGGAAAUACUAUGAAUCCCCAGAAACUGUUGCUUUAUUCGAACCUGUCAAGCAAUACCUGCUCAAAAACCACAAAAAGUAUGUUCAAGUCGAGCCUCCAACCAAUAAAGGACUCGCUACUCUAGUCGCUCAACUGCUUCAGUUUCAAGAGGACAACUUUGGUAACAAUGUAGCCAAACCACUCCUGACAAAGCUACCUAUGAAGCUUUUCCAAGACUUUUCUUCAGGGGGUGGUCUUUGUACAAUUCUUGGAUCGGUUUAUAAAACAAGAAUGGAGCAAGGAUGGAGAAGGGUAGACUUUCAGUCUCCUUCCAGAAUGGACAGAAAUGUGGAACUCUUUCUGAAUAUUGAGAAAGCUCUUAAAGAGUAUAAAUUGUUGGUCAUCCCUCAAGUGUUCUUUGCACCUGAUGUAGAGCCGAAGUUGAUUGGAAACCUAAAAGACAUCGUAAAGAGACACAAUGGUGCUGUAGUUGAGGACAAAGCUCUAGCUACUCAUGUUGUGCAUGGACCCCCACCACCCAUGCCAGAAGAAGACUGGCUGAGACCUCUGAAGAAACAAGAUGACAGAGUUCUUGUGCAUUGGUGGUACUACCCUGACAGUUAUGAUACCUGGGUGUCUAGCAGUGAUGUGGUAGAUGAACCACAAGAGGAACCUACCCAUAAAGGCCCAUGGCAGGUGAAUGCCCGCUGGUUGACAGAUUUGGAUGAAUUUAAUGAGUGGAUGAAUGAAGAAGAUUAUGAGCUCACACAGUCUGAAAUAGAGAGUGGCAGUGUUGGGACAACAUCACCAUCGCUCAGUAGACGAAAGAGCUUCAGAAGUGGUGCUAGUUCUGAUGAGCCUUCAAGUCCUGACUCAGCUUUGAAGGCAAAAAAGAGGAAACGAAGCCCUUCUCCAGAAUCAAAGAAGAAAAAGAAAAGUGGUCCUGGUACUAGUGGUAUUGUUAAACCACCUGAACUCAAGGAGGAAGACAGUGAGGAUGCCACCAAAGAGUUGCCUGAUCCCACUCCAGUACCUAAUGUGGAGGAAGUACCAAUUCCUUCCUCAAGCAAAGCAAAAGAAGCAGAACUUCAAACUGUAAAGGGAGGAACUCUUACAGACUUGACUGAGAAUAGUGCUUCAGGUAAAAGUGAUAAAGCUUCAGAAGCAGAUGAAACUGAAGAACAUACUGAAGAACCUGAUUCUGUYGCUGCUGCUGUGCAAGAAGAAACUUCUUCUCAUUCUCAGCCAGACAUCUUCAAAGAACCUUUGACUCUCCCAGAUGCUGAACCACAUGAUGAAAACCUUACAGAACAGACUCACCACAUCAUCAUUCCUAGCUAUGCUUCAUGGUUUGAUUAUAAUAGCAUCCAUGCCAUUGAAAAAAGAGCAUUACCAGAGUUCUUUAAUAGUCAAAACAAGUCCAAGACACCUGAGAUAUACCUUGCAUUGAGGAACUUCAUGCUCGACGCCUACAGACUUAACCCCACAGAAUACCUGACUGCAACAGCCUGCCGAAGAAAUCUUGCUGGUGAUGUCUGUGCCAUCAUCAGGACACAUGCAUUCUUGGAGCAGUGGGGUUUGAUUAACUAUCAGGUUGAUGCAGAUGCCCGCCCUGCACCCAUGGGGCCACCCUCCACGUCACACUUCCAUGUGAUGGCAGAUACCCCAGCAGGUCUGCAACCCUUACAGACACCAAAGAGUAUGGCAUCUGUGUCGCAGCAAAUGAUGCAUUUCAAAGAUGAACCAAUCAGUAAAGACGUCAGCAAGUCACCUGCCAGUAGUACUAACUUUGGCCUUCAUACGGACCAGUAUUUGUCAAAGAAGAGCCAAAAGGCAGCAACUGCAACUAAAGAAUGGACAGACCAAGAAACACUUUUACUUUUAGAGGGAAUGGAAAUGUACAAGGAUGACUGGAAUAAAGUAGCCGAGCAUGUAGGCACCCGUACACAAGAUGAGUGCAUCUUACACUUUCUCCGCCUCCCUAUCGAAGAUCCAUACCUAGAGGACAUGAAACUGGGCCCAUUGUCCUUCCAACCCGUACCAUUCAGCCAACAAGGGAAUCCCAUCAUGUCUACCGUAGCUUUCCUGGCAUCUGUAGUGGACCCAAGAGUUGCUAGUGCUGCAGCCAAGGCGGCCUUGGAGGAGUUUUCCAAGAUGAAAGACGAGAUACCAGAAUCUGUUAUCGAUAGUCACGUGAAAAAAGCUGCUACUACCAAACAGACCUCCAUAGCUAAAGAAGAACCCAUAGGUGAUGAUGUGAAGACAGGAGAAGAACCUAUGGAAACUGAUGAUGUGUCCAAACUAACUUCCGGUGAAGCUAAUAUUCUAGACAAAGAUGACGAAUCAUCAAAAGAUGAAGAGGCCUUCGAAUCUGCUUUAGAGAUGAACGGAGAAGGUGAACCCAGUAAGAAGACCAAGGCAGCAGAUACUAAGGAAGGGAACAUUGCUACUGCAGCAGCAGCAGCAUUGGCAGCAGCUGCGGUCAAAGCUAAGCACCUCGCACAAGUAGAGGAAAGGAAGAUCAAGAGUCUGGUUGCUCUGCUGGUAGAAACCCAAAUGAAAAAACUCGAGAUUAAACUGCGUCACUUUGAAGAACUGGAGACCAUCAUGGACCGAGAAAGAGAAGCGUUGGAAUACCAGCGUCAGCAGCUAUUAUCAGAGAGACAACAGUUUCAUCAAGACCAGAUACGAGCAGCUGAGCUGCGAGCACGAGCCGGUUACAUGGCAUCUCCCAUUACACCUUCCAGUCAACAACAGAAUGCACCACAAGCUAAUGGUGUACCACAGCCACGAACUCCUCAGCCAGUACAACCGACUCAGCCCAAUCAGCCACAACAGGCACAGCCACAAGCACCACCGCUGCAACAACAGCAGCAACCACCACCAGCACAAACACAGAAACCCAAACAACCUCAAUUAAAUCCACAACAGCUGCAACAGAAGUUUUCUCAACAGCAGCAACAACAGCAGCACUCUACGAACCAGCCACAGAUGGGAACACCUCAGUUACCGGGUGCCUCUCAGCAGCAGCAAUCAUAUAUCCAGCAGCAGUUUCAAAUGCUACAGCAGCAACAGCAAACAGAACAAGCUGGACGUCCGCAGCCUCAGAUGCACGGUGUUCAGGGAAGUACACCCAGCCAAACCAACGUGUCCUCACCAGCUGCAGCAGCAUCUCCAAACAUAAACCCUGGCUCAGUCAACUCUAUUGGCUCACAUCCCGCAUCAGGAUGUAGCACCCCUGCCUCCUACCUCGGCUCUGCUGCAGCUUCGCCUGCUCCUCAAGGACAUGGACCGGGUACUCCCGGAGGUAUGACUUCAGGACCCCUCGGACAAAUGCAGAUAGGUGGGGCAGACGGUAUGGGGUCUCACGGCUCAUCACCUGCUACUCCAGCAAGCGGUACCAUGGAAUAGAUUAUCGAUAAUUGUAGAUACCUUCGUACUGCCAUCGGAUCCUUUUAUUGUUGUCUAGCAUAAUAUAAUUUCAUAUAAUGUAAAGUCGAUUAAGCUUGAUGACUCCCUAACUGAGUCAUCAGUAGUUCAGUUUUUCAGAUGGUAUUUUAGAUAAAUUAGUGGGUAUGGAUACUAAAUAAUCCUGUAAACAAGUACUGUUGAUGUAACCCUCUUAAUCGAGUAUUUAGCCAGAUGACUGCAUAACAUGACUAACCAUUUACUGUAGUAAUAAAGACGACCACUGUAUAUUAUACCAA